This is a messenger RNA of Phyllostomus hastatus (greater spear-nosed bat), 783 nucleotides long. It is a transcript of the gene SMCO3, whose product is annotated as single-pass membrane protein with coiled-coil domains 3. Bases 87 to 764 code for a protein of 225 amino acids. Lineage: Eukaryota; Metazoa; Chordata; Mammalia; Chiroptera; Phyllostomidae. The record is from RefSeq and is a predicted model, not a curated record. The transcript is spliced from 2 exons.
CACAUGAGAGAGCCCUUCAACAACACUGCUGCACCGCUGCUGGGACUGCCAAACUCAGCAACGCCACAAGAGAUCAUAUUUGAAAAAUGGCUCAGAGUGACUUCCUCUACCCAGAGAACCCGAGGAGGCGGGAAGAAGUCCACCAUCUUCACCAACAGCUCCUUGAUUGCUUAUCUGACAGCUUCCAUGCCACCAAUAAGCUGAUUGGAGUCUUAAAUAUGCAUUUGGGGUGCAAGCUGGACUCCAUUGAGAUGAAAAGAAAUGGGACCAUCAAAGAAAAUUGUGAUAUCAUCAUCCAAGCCGUGAUGAAAAUCCAGAAGGAAUUGCAAAAGGUUGACGAAGCACUCAAAGAUAAACUAGAGCCAACCCUUUAUAGAAAACUUCAGGAUAUUAAGGAGAGGGAAACAGAAAAAAUUGCAAUAGUACAAAAGGUUAUUUCAGUCAUCCUGGGAGAAGCUACUUCUGCAGCCAGUGCAGUGGCUGUUAAACUUGUGGGCUCAAAUGUCACAACUGGCAUAAUUAACAAGUUGGUCACUGUGUUAGCUCAAAUUAGUGCUUCUCUCCUUGGUAGCAUAGGAGUUGCUGUUCUUGGCCUUGGCAUAGAUAUGAUCUUCCGUGCCAUCCUGGGAGCAGUGGAAAAAACGCAGCUACAAACAGCCAUCAAGAGUUAUGAGAAGCAUCUGGUGGAAUUCAAGUCAGCCUCAGAAAAAUAUCAUCAUGCUAUUACUGAGGUCACCAACACAGUGAAACAACAAAUGAAAUAAACAGCCACCUUAUUUGCCA